Molecule: messenger RNA, 1022 nt
Organism: Culex pipiens pallens (northern house mosquito)
Lineage: Eukaryota; Metazoa; Arthropoda; Insecta; Diptera; Culicidae
Gene: Prosbeta5
Product: proteasome subunit beta type-5
Exons: 2
Coding region: 83-931 (282 amino acids)
Cellular component (GO): proteasome core complex
Molecular function (GO): threonine-type endopeptidase activity
Source: RefSeq, a predicted model, not a curated record
UUUUGUUUGUCAUCAUUGUUGGUGAAGAAUCUUUCCGCGACGCACUCGACUCAGUAGUUUUUUGUGAUAUUUCAGAGGAAAAAUGGCUCUCGCAGACGUUUGCGGAUUCUCCAGCGGUUCGCUGCUGGCUGGUGGCCCCAUGGGCUACCAAUCCUUCCAGCGGGACAUUGCGCUGGGCAGCCAAAACCUGGAAAACAGUCUGUCGCUGGCGGUUCCACCGUUCCAAGAGCCGGCGGAGAAUCUGGCCAAACUGCAGGCCCAUGGCGAAUCGAGCGGCAUCAAGAUGGACUUUGACCACGGAACGACGACGCUCGGGUUCCGGUUCCAGGGUGGAGUUAUUCUGGCGGUCGAUUCCCGUGCCACCGGCGGUCAGUUUAUCGGUUCGCAGACGAUGAAGAAGAUUGUCGAGAUUAACGACUACCUGCUGGGAACGUUGGCUGGUGGUGCGGCCGAUUGCGUGUACUGGGAUCGGGUGCUGGCCAAGGAGUGCCGAAUCUACGAGCUGCGCAACAAGGAACGUAUUUCGGUGGCCGCUGCCAGCAAGAUCAUGUCCAACAUUGUGUACUACUACAAGGGCAUGGGCCUCAGCAUGGGAAUGAUGUUGGCCGGGUACGACAAGCGCGGUCCUCAGCUGUAUUACAUCGAUUCCGAGGGAACGCGCACUCCUGGCAAGGUAUUCUCGGUGGGCAGUGGCUCGAUCUACGCGUACGGUGUGCUCGAUUCCGGCUACCGGUGGGACCUGUCGGAUGAGGAUGCGCAGGAUCUGGGACGGCGCGCCAUCUAUCACGCGACGCACCGGGAUGCGUACUCCGGUGGCAUCGUGCGCGUUUACCACAUCAAACCGACCGGCUGGGUCAACAUCUCCAACCAGGACUGUAUGGAUCUGCACUUCAAGUACCAGGACGAGAAGAAGCAGAAGUUUGGAUCGUAAAUAGGGGGCAGAGCAGAUCGUUCAUUCAUAAUUAUUGUAAUCGCAACAUGAAGCGAAAUAAAUGCUUUUCGGUAAAUUAACGGUAAUCAAA